AUGAGCGACAAGCUGGAGCCCCUUGCAAUUGUUGGCAUGAGCUGGCGGUUCCCUGGCGAGGCGAACUCGGCCAGUGGCUUUUGGGAUAUCCUUAGCAAUGCGAGAUCGGCUAAAUCUCGAAUCCCAGAGGAUCGCUUCAACGUCGACGCACACUAUCAUCCGUCGGCCGAUCGGAAUGGAUCUAUCAUCACUAAGGAAGGGCACUUCUUGAAAGAGGAUAUUGCCGCCUUCGAUGCUCCCUUCUUCUCAAUGACAGCAGCGGAGGCAGAGGGCAUGGACCCUCAACAUCGCAUUCUUCUGGAGGUCACUUACGAGGCGUUUGAGAAUGCCGGGAUGCCGAUCAAAUCCGUGGCCGGCAGUCAAACCGCAGUAGACUAUGAGAUGACUUCCGGAGCCGAAAUCCACACCAUGUCCCCGUACGCGUCAACUGGUUGUGGUGCCUCCAUGCUGGCGAACCGACUAUCGUGGUUCUAUGAUUUGCAAGGCCCGUCUCUGAUGGUUGACACCGCAUGCUCAUCGAGUCUGGUGGGACUUCACCUGGCUUGCCAGGAAUUGCGGGCUGGAAAAAGUAAAAUGGCAGUCGUGGCCGGAACCAAUCUUAUAAUUCAGCCGGAACUGUGGCGUGGAUUAUCCGCGUUGCGAUUUCUCAGCCCCGAUGGACAGUGCCACAGCUUUGACAGCAGAGCCAAUGGCUACGGCCGGGGCGAAGGCAUGGGAGUUAUAAUCGUCAAGCCCUUGGCAGACGCAUUGCGAGACAACGAUGUCAUUCGCGCAGUCAUUAGAGGCACCGGUAUCAAUCAGGACGGCAAAACCUCCGGUAUCACUGUACCGAGCGCCGAAGCUCAAAUUAAUCUCAUCAAGUCAACAUACGAGACAGCCGGGCUUGACUUUUCCAGAACAACCUACUUUGAGGCCCACGGAACUGGCACCCCAGUCGGUGACCCUUUGGAACUAUCAGCCAUAGGACAGACAAUUGGCUUAGCGAAGGGAGAACACGAGUACCCACUUCUGGUAGGAUCCGUGAAGAGCAAUAUUGGUCACUUAGAAGGAGCGUCAGGCAUUGCAGGAGUCAUCAAGACUGUCCUGGCCUUGGAGCAGGGCAUGAUACCCGCUGUACAUGGAUUCGAAACCCCGAAUCCUCGUCUGCGCUUGGAAGAAUGGAACAUAAAGAUUCCCACGGAGCUAACACAGUGGCCCACUGUCGGCCUCCGUCGUGCUAGUGUCAACUCGUUUGGAUACGGUGGGACCAACGCACACCUGAUUCUCGAUGACGCGCUGCACUACCUUGAUGAAAGAAAUCUGACAGGAAACCACAACACUCAGAGGAUAACCGGUACUCCACUCUCCGAGAGUACUGAUUCGGGGCUCUCGAUUGGCGAAGAAGAUUUCCCGCUUGACAAGAUUGGUGGCGCUGCAAAGCAGAGGCUGUAUGUCUUCUCGGCACCCGAGCAGGAUGGAUUGUCGCGUCUGGCCCAGACGUACAUGGACUUUCUCCGAAGCAGCCUUAGCCCCGAAAACAACGGGUUGGCAUAUGAGAAGGCGACGCAAAUCGCUGCGUUGGCAUAUACUCUGUCAGAGAGAAGGACAGUUUUCGAUUGGAGGAGCUUUGCCGUCGCAGAGUCUACGGAGGAUCUCCUAGGAUCGCUGGAAAGAUCGCUCCCCAAGUUACCUCGUGCUGUCAAGUCGCCUUCCUGCGCCUUCGUUUUCACCGGCCAAGGAGCGCAGUGGUAUGCCAUGGGAAGGGAGCUCCAGGAGUACGACAUUUUCAAACAGAGCAUAGUAGCCGCGGACAAAUACCUCAUCUCACUGGGAUGCCCCUGGUCGGCUCUCGAGGAGCUCAACCGCCCGGAAGACCAAAGUUGCAUCAAUGAACCUCAGAUCUCUCAGCCAUUGUGUACUGUCCUGCAGAUUGCACUAGUAGAUCUUCUGAGUCACUGGGGAUUGCGCCCAAAGGCAGUUGUCGGUCAUUCGAGCGGCGAGAUUGCCGCCGCGUACGCUGCUGGUGCUUUGGGUACACAGGACGCCUGGAAGAUUGCCUACUUCCGAGGAGUACACACAGCCGCAAUGGCGUCCCUCUUGCCGGGCCGCAAGGGUUCGAUGAUGGCUGCGAGCAUCUCGGAGACGUCGGCACAGAAGUACAUCGACCGUCUCACACAAGGAGAAGCAGUCGUGGCUUGCAUCAAUAGUCCUCAGAGCGUAACAAUAUCAGGAGAUCUCUCCGCGGUGACAGAAAUCGAGAAUAUGCUGAAGACAGACGAUGUCUGGUGUCGGAAACUCAAGGUUCAAACAGCAUAUCAUUCCCCUCAUAUGAAAGUGAUCGCCGAGAAGUAUCUGGAAUCGAUUCAAGAUGUUGUCCCCGCUGGAUCCUCCAAUAUCACCUUUUUCUCUUCUGUCACAGGAGCUGAGAUCUCCCAUGGUGACCUGAGCGCGGAAUAUUGGGUCAAGAAUCUUCUGAACCCAGUAAGGUUCAGCGAGGCAGUUACGGCUUUACUCAACCAUUGCGCAACAAAGAGUCGUCGCAAGGCUACAACCAAUGUCAACGCCCUCAUUGAGCUGGGUCCUCACUCUGCCUUGCAGGGACCACUCAGGGAUAUUCUGGCGGCCGCUUCUGAAUCAUACCUCGAGUCCGUCAGUUACGCAUCUAUUCUCCGCCGAGGCGCCGAUGCAAAGGAGACUGCAUUGUGCGCAGCUGGACGACUCUGGAGCUUGGGCUUCAAGCUGGACCUAGCGAUUGUGAAUAACAUGUCCAAAACUCCAGGCAGCUCCAAAGCCUUGGCGAACCUGCCCAGGUAUCCGUUUAAUCAUAAAAGACGAUACUGGCAUGAGCCGAGGUUGAAUCUAUGGAGACGUACCCGUGCUCAGCCAAGAACUGACCUGCUUGGAGUUCCAAGUGAUGAUCACAACCCCAUCGCUCCUCGUUGGAAAAACUUUCUAAGGCCAGUCGAGAUCCCGUGGCUCAUGGACCACCGCAUCCAGGGGAUGCUGGUCCUUCCGGGAGCAGCCAUGUUGACGAUGGUUAUGGAGGCUUGCCAACAAACAGCAAAGCAAUCUGAGACCAUCCAUGCCUACCAGUUCCGGGAUGUCACUUUUCUCCGCCCACUGCUUUUUACCUCCCCCGCUGCAGCUAUUGAGACGUUGAUGCAGCUCAGGCCUCAUCAAAUGGGUACCAAGGCCAACACGGCUCACUGGACUCAAUUCUCACUACUCUCCAUAGGUUCUGACGGAGCUGCUAUCGAGCACUGCUCCGGACUUGUGAAGCUUAUUUAUGCCUCGAAGCCAAAUGAGAUCGACGGAUCCGCUGAACCGACCCGCGAGUGGGAACUACGCAGGCAGGAGUAUCUGUCUAUCCAAGAAAGGCCGACCAAAGAGCUUCAUGUGGGGCGUCUGUAUGAUAAGCUGAACCGGCUGGGCCUCCAGCUAGGGCCUCUCUUCCAAAAUCUUACUCGAAUUAAUGCCGGUGAUGGUUUCGGCUACGGGGAACUCCAGAUUCCUGACUCGGCGGCAAGAAUGCCGGAGAACUUUGAGUAUCCGACUCCGAUACACCCUGCUGUGCUUGAUGGCGUGUUUCAAAUGAUGAUUUCCUGUGGGACGGUUAAGGACGAUUCCUCCGCCAUGGCUCCUAGUUUCAUUGAGUCAUUAUAUGUCUCGGCUUCUCUCCCAAGCGAUGCCGGUUCUCUCUUGCGUGGCUUCAGCACACUUGGGCCUAAACUGCGCCUCCAGCAAAGUGGUACAGUGGUCAUGUCCGACGAUACCUGGAGUGAGCCCAAGGUACUGUUGGAAGGGUUCGUUUGCAAGGAACUUUCUUCGCGUCUCAACAGAGCUCAGCGCAAUCUUUGUACGCAGUUGAUGUGGAAGAAGGAUGUGGAAUGCUCGCAUUCAACAAUGCGUACGCUUCUGAACACGCAGCGCUUCUCUCUCGACCCGGCCAUUGCUGGACGCGCUUCUCUCUGCGACCAGGCCGUGUCCGAAUACGUGAAGAAGUCACUGGCCAUGCUUUCCACUGAGGUGGACAAAGAAAGGGAUGGCGUGCUGCAGCAAUACAUCAACUGGAUGCGUAGCCUUUCCGAUCAAUCCUUCAGUGACGAAAGCACGUGUGCUCUCAAUGACGAAUCUCCACGCAUGCUGAAGGCGAUUGAAGCGGUGGGAAGCAAACUGGAGGAGAUCAUGAACCCACACACUGACAGCAAUGCUCUGACAAAGAGCUUGAUCUCAGAAUUUAUCGACGAUUGUCUGGGACAAUCAUUCAUCAACUCCGUCGUGGUCGAGCUUCUUGAUCACGCGGGAUUUGUGAGCCCCAAUAUCGAAAUCCUGGAGAUCGGCAACGGGUCAACCUCCUGUGCAGCGUCCGUCCUCGAUCGAUUGAGCGACAAGACAUCGGGAUCAGCUCGCCUCAAAAGGUACACAUUCACAAACCGCUCGCAGGAGUCGCUGGAUUCAGCCCAGGAUUGCUUGGCCGAUCGGGAAAUGGUGGAUUUCAGGCUUCUGGAUAUCGGCCAGGAUCUGAAAAUGCAAGGUUUCGAAUCCGAAAAGUUCGAUUACAUCAUUUUUAACGAAUUUCUGCCGACUGCAGGGGACCUUGAGUCCGGACUGUGCAACCUGAGGAAACUGUUGAAGGACUGUGGGAAAUUGCUCCUCGGCGCGAUAACAAAAGCUCAGCUGCGAACAGCGUUUGUCCUGGGGCUUGACCCGCGAUGGUGGAGCCAUUAUAAAGACGAUCAUAUUCGAGCCUUUCCUCUGAAUGAGGAUGCUUGGGAAAGAGUCUUGAAAGAAAGUGGCUUUGCCGGAGUCCAGCAUAUCGUCCACGAUUCUGACGCUGUGGACCUCCAUCAGUUGUCUCUGAUGGUGUCUUCAGUCGAGCGUACUAAUUCUUUCAAUUUCUCCGAAGUAAUCAUCCUCAAACCGGACGUCUGCGAUACCGAUGUUGCCGCAUUAUCUGCCAACUUUGCGGGUCUGCUGGUUAAACUCGGGUUUACCGUCAGCGAGAGGAAUUGGGACACGAUAGGAGAUGUGUCUGGUAAGGCCUUGGUGUCCUUUUGGGAGAUUGACAACCCCGUCCUUGGAGAAAUGUCAGAGCCGGUCUUUGAAGUGGUUAAGGGCAUCGUGUUGAACAGCGCGGGCGUCUUGUGGAUCACCCGAGGUGGUCAGGUCUCCGGGCCUUUCAAGCCAUUUUCUGGCGUUAGCACUGGCUUCUUUCGGGCUCUUCGCUCCGAGGACCCAGAGAAACGCCUUGGAACAUUCGACCUAUCUCUAGGUCUUGACCUGCAUUCGGAGCUCGCUGCCACUCUAGUUUCUGAAGUCUUUGAGGGCCUUUUCAGCUCGAGCGAGCGCGAAACCAGAGACUACGAGUUCGCGGAGGACGGCUGCUGUCUAUACGUGCCACGGCUUGUCGAAGAGCCUGGGUUGAAUUCGGCAAUGGCAGCGUUGAACGAGAAGCCACGACCGGUCAUGGAGAAACUGCUCCAAGACGAGCGGCCGUUGAAGAUGGAACUUGGCGAGCCUGGGCUGCUCAAUACAUUCCAAUUUGUCGAGGACAGACAAUUCCAGGAGCCCUUGAAUGCCGACUAUGUGGAACUGAAGGUGUUGUGUACUGGACUCAACUUCGUGGACGUGAUGGCCGCCCUAGGACAAGUGCCUACACCUACACUUGGCUGCGAAGUGGGCGGCAUCAUCACCAAGGUGGGAUCGGCUGUGACCAAGUUCAAACCGGGAGAUACAGUGGCAGGCAUGCUCCAAGGCAGUUUCAACACUCAUGUCCGUAUCAGGCAGACCAUCAUCCAGCACGUCCCCGCUCAUAUGACCGUCGAAGCAGCAGCCACCGUCAUAACCGCCUUCUCAACCGCGUGGAUAGGGCUAGUCAAUAGGGCCAGGCUCCGUCGAGGAGAAACGGCACUAAUUCACUCCGGAGCUGGUGGCGUCGGUCAAGCCGCAAUUCAGAUUUGCCAGCACUUCGGUGUGGAAGUAUACACAACCGUGGGCUCUGUAGCCAAGAAAGACCUGCUUAUGGAUCGCUAUGGGAUUCCAGAGGACCACAUUUUCAGUUCCAGGGAUGGCACUUUCGCCCAAGGUAUCAUGAGAAUGACCAAGCGACGUGGUGUGGAUGUGGUGCUCAACUCUGUUUCCGGAGAAUCCUUGCGCCAGUCCUGGCACUGCCUCGCUGAUUUUGGACGCUUCAUCGAAAUUGGCAAACGAGAUCUCCUGGGAAACACAGGUCUCGAUAUGCAGCCCUUCCUUCGUGGUGUUAGUUACAUCGGUGUUAAUCUCGAGCAAUUCCACCCCACCAGUGAAGUGCAUAUGGAAUUGUCAGAGGCUCUCCAGGACAUUUUCAAUCUCCUCAGCGACAGGAAAUUGAGAGAGUUGUACCCCAUAACGACCUAUACCUACUCUGAGGUAGAGCAGGCUUUCAGAGGGCUGCAAUCUGGGAAGGUAUUUGGGAAGAUUGUUGUCCGAGCCAGCCCAGAUGAUAUAGUUCCAGUCCUACCUCGGGCUAACCCUCCCUUUACCCUGGAUGCCAACGCAACAUAUCUGUUGGCCGGUGGCCUCGGAGGGAUUGGCAGAAGCAUUGCGGACAUGCUCCAGUCUCACGGCGCCAGAUACCUAGCGUUUCUCUCCAGAUCUGGUGAUUCAAAGCCGGAGGCACAGAGGUUCCUCAAGCAGCUGAGCCGUUACGGUUGCACUGCCAAGGCAUACUCUUGUGACAUCUCCGACCGAGAAGCGGUCUUUCAAGCAGUUCGACAAUGCAGCACUGAGCUACCGCCCAUCAAGGGCUUUGUUCAAUGCUCUAUGGUACUGAAGGACGGAUUGUUUGAUAAUAUGACGUAUGAUGACUGGACCGUCUGCACCAGGGCCAAAAUCCAGGGAUCUUGGAAUCUUCACGAGGCCCUGCCGAGGGACCUCGACUUCUUCGUCAUGCUCUCGUCUAUCUCAGGCGUUAUCGGAAACCCUGGACAAGCGAACUACUCGGCUGGGAACGUCUAUGAAGAUGCUCUUGCGCACUUCCGGCGCCGACAGGGGUUGGAGGCAACAGCCUUGGACCUUGGUGCUGUCCGAGACAUCGGCUAUCUAGCUGAGUCCGGAGACGCCGCAAACAUGAGCCAUUUGCAAGCACUGCAGGUGAGCGAAGCGGAUAUCCAUAGCCUUCUUGAGAUCGUCAUCACGCGUCGCAAGCUCAAAAACGAUAACAUACCGCCGCAAGUGGUGACCGGUCUGGUUGCUGGUGACGAAAUGGAGGAAAUCGUGCAGCGCACACGUUGGGCUCGAGAUGUCAAAUUCUCGAUUCUAUGGAAAACAAGCGAAUCCGGCGCUGAUGCUGGAGUCCUGGCGGGGUUGGACGCCUUCACUAAGGCAGAGUCAUUGGUAGCAGCUGCCGCGAUUGUUGAAGACAUCAUCAUCUCGCGGAUUGCCAAAGUGUUGAUGAUGCCUGUAGAGGAUAUCAGUAACACUCAGCCACUGCAUUCUUAUGGAGUGGAUUCCUUGAUCGCGGUUGAAAUGCGAGCAUGGAUAGCCAAAGAGUUCCACACUGAGAUCUCCGUCUUUGACAUUCUCAGUCCAGUCCCUCUCUCUGGUCUAGCCAUGAAAAUCGUCCAAGAAAGCAACUUAUUGCCAGACAGGUUGAAGCAGGAAAUGCAGGGUAAUGAAGAGCCUGCAGAGACCAAAUAA
Messenger RNA from Aspergillus lentulus, 7656 nucleotides. The record is from RefSeq and is a predicted model, not a curated record. Lineage: Eukaryota; Fungi; Ascomycota; Eurotiomycetes; Eurotiales; Aspergillaceae.